AUGAAGGCACUCGACAAGACCGCGGCGCUCGAACUGCAUGGAAUUGAGCUGUGGCGCGGUGAUCACCUGGCGCUGGGCGGGGUCGAUUUCGAUGCCGAGCCCGCUCAGCUGACCGUCUUGGUAGGGCCGAGCGGUUGUGGCAAGACCAGCUUGUUGCGCGCGGUUGCCGGCUUCGAAGCACCCCAUGCUGGAUCGGUCAAGAUCGGCGGCGAGUUGGUUUGUGGUCCGGGCUGUUGGAUACCGCCAGAGCGGCGCCGGGUGGGCAUGGUCUUUCAGCAGGGGGCACUCUUUCCGCACUUGAAGGUGCUCGACAACGUGCUCUAUGGGUUGUCGCGCGGUGACGGUCGGCAACAGCGGGCAGCAGAGGUGCUCGAGCUGGUGGGCAUGGCCGAGCUUGCCGGACGCUAUCCGGACGAACUUUCCGGCGGCGAGCAACAGCGGGUGGCGUUGGCUCGGGCGUUGGCGCCGGAGCCUCGCCUGGUGCUGCUCGACGAGCCUUUUGCGGCGCUCGAUGCCGGUUUGCGCAAGCGGGUUAGAGACGAGGUCUGCCUGAUCCUGCGUCGCGCCGGGGCUACCGCUAUCUUGGUCACCCACGACCAGGAAGAGGCCUUGAGCAUCGCCGACCGGGUGGUGGUGAUGCACGCCGGCCGAAUCUUGCAAUCCGGUCGGCCGGAAGAGGUCUACCAGCGGCCCAACUGCGCCGAGGUGGCUCGGUUCCUGGGCGAUGGACAGUUGCUCGACUGCGAGGUUCGUCGAGGUGAGGCGGUCAGUAGUCUAGGACGGGUGUCCUGCAGCCUCGACGACGGACCGGCUCAGUUGUUGGUGCGACCCGAAGAUCUAGAUCUACAGCCGGCCGGGGCUGAAGAGGGCGGCUAUGGCGACCGCAGUACAGACCUUCUAUGGGCAUGA
This is a messenger RNA of Nerophis lumbriciformis (worm pipefish), 909 nucleotides long. The record is from RefSeq and is a predicted model, not a curated record. Lineage: Eukaryota; Metazoa; Chordata; Actinopteri; Syngnathiformes; Syngnathidae.